Molecule: messenger RNA, 1604 nt
Organism: Protomyces lactucae-debilis
Lineage: Eukaryota; Fungi; Ascomycota; Taphrinomycetes; Taphrinales; Protomycetaceae
Exons: 5
Coding region: 88-1320 (410 amino acids)
Biological process (GO): adenylate cyclase-activating G protein-coupled receptor signaling pathway
Cellular component (GO): plasma membrane
Molecular function (GO): G protein-coupled receptor activity
Source: RefSeq, a predicted model, not a curated record
AAGAAGGCCUGGCCACGGCUAAGGCUUUGCGCAUUCGAAUCGACGACAGCAGCCACGUCCCUGAUAGUCUGAUACAGGCCUAGCAUCAUGGGAUCCCAGCAAUCGAAAACCCUGCAGCAAUUGACAGCGGCUGGGCCGUGGAACAGCUCACACCCAUUGCCGAGUCCAUGGAGCGAGGCUACCCUACAGGCAACAACAAAAGUAGUCCUCAAGGGCAUGUUGGCUAUCGUGGGUUUCUCGUUUGCAGCGAUGGUCGGGAUGUUCUUCUACCUUCGCUUCUCUUCACAAAGGAGAGUAAAUGUGAACUGGCAAGCACUGAGCCAUCCGACUACGACUCGGUCACAAAUGCUUAUCCUUAUAUGUCACUUAGUCCUGGCUCAGGUCCUUCAGUUGAUUGGCUACUUGAUAUCUGCCAUACAUCUCAUCAAGGGCCAGAUCAUCUCGCCGAGCCCGACGUGCCAAGCACAAGGCAUCUUUCUAUUCGGAUCUCAUACGCUCACGCACUUUACUAUCGCCAACAUUGCGACGCACUCUGCGUAUUGUGUGUCCAGAUUGAAGCCCAUGUCCCUCAACCUUUUUGUCAUGCUAAACAUCGUGACUUGGAUGCUGACAUUGACCUUAUGCUUCGUCUAUCCUUUGGUUUAUCAUUCUCUCAAUGAGGUUCCAUUCUUCACCUUUAGCAGCAUAGUAUGUUUUGUGAGCGGUCUUUGGCGAAUUGAGAAGAUCAUUGUGGUUUACGUUCCUUCAGUCGCCCUGUUGAGCGUCGGCAUCUUUCUAUACCCAUUCAUCAGCGUCAAACUUGUACGGCAUUCCGCUCGUCUUAGACGGAUAGGUCCCAAUACGGAGGCAGCUGUUGGCAGAGAAAGAGACAUUCUCCGAGCCUCAAAGCGCGUCCUCAUGUUCCCGAUCGCUACGGUCAUUGUCACACUUCCCUUUCUCACUUUGUCGAUGAUGGGAUUGCUGACUCCAUUGAGCUUCAAAGCUGAGUCCUGGACGGUUAUUAUGGUGGGCUACUCUGCCGCAUCUGCUCCUUUGGUCACCUGUGUCAUCUACUUCUUCCUGACUUCGUUCUUCAAACCAUCGGCAACUCCUGAAAACUCUCAGUCGUCCGCUGCUGAUGUCACUGGGUCUGAGAUGAACAUGGACGAGGUGCCCUUCAUCUUGGGAGAAGGGACUGUAAAGACUUUUAUCAGCAGCCCGGCGGCUAGGGAAAGUUUGAGUGACUACGAUUAUGACAGUACAGCUGUCUACCAUCUUUCAAAAAUCAGGACGGUCGACUUUCAGCCGGGCUCUGCGCUACCUAAGCCGAUUCCCAAGUGACGACUCAUGGGGUCCUGCGAGUCAUUAUUGUGACGCUGGCAGACCUAGCCUAGACUUUAUUGCUCCAGUCUCACACUUCGGAGGUCGUUCUUACUUCACAUUUUCGUUCACUCCUUCUGUUGUAGAGCGAUGACACAUUAUCUCGGCUCGUUUGGCCCGUUUGAAUCGUCUGACAGUACGACCAUGCCCUCCUCAGGGUAGCUGGUAAUAGUCUGAUCACGCGCAUUGCCUUAUGGCCAAUUUCAAAUUUCACUCUUGACCCCUGAAGAAAUUUCGUCUUCCUA